Molecule: messenger RNA, 5056 nt
Organism: Pezoporus flaviventris
Lineage: Eukaryota; Metazoa; Chordata; Aves; Psittaciformes; Psittacidae
Gene: ADNP2
Product: ADNP homeobox 2
Exons: 5
Coding region: 1350-4484 (1044 amino acids)
Biological process (GO): regulation of gene expression
Cellular component (GO): nucleus
Molecular function (GO): DNA binding
Source: RefSeq, a predicted model, not a curated record
GUUACUUGGCAGAGUAGAAGUAUUUGGCUAAUAAGGUACUGUCCAGACUGCUACCUCGUUUUUUAGAUUAGUAUUAAAAUACUAUAAUAAUAUUGGCAGAGUUGCAUUUGUGAUCUUUGUUGAACAGCUGAAUGUAGUUGGAUGUUAUAUGGAAUGCAGGUGUUGUAGAAAUGAAGGGAACCUUUAGUGUUGCACAGAACUCAAGUUUGCUGUAUCAUUGGAGAGGUGCUAUCUAAAUGAACUGUAAAUGCAGCAAUAAAUUGAUGGAUAAAAUGCCCGAGCAAGGGUUGAAUGACCUUUUUAGAAUUGAGUUUGGGGCAUCAGCUGCUACAAUUAUUUUAUUUUUAUACUAACUUGCCUUUGUUCUGUUCAUGCAAAAGUACGUUCAUGAAAUUAAAAGUAGCUUAAGAUAAAUUUGUCUUGUAGGUAGCCAACAUGGUGAAAAGAUCAAGACUCUUGGGUGCUAGAGUAGCUCAGGUUUAAUUUGACUGUAGUGCCUUCAUACUGAAUUUGCUGGUUAAGAAUGGGUUGCAUAUCAACAAAAGAUUGACUGUAGUUAUGCGUGGAAACAGUGGAAGCCAAAGCUUGAAGAAUGUCAAAAAUGCAAGAGAAAUAAAUAGUACUAAACAAGUAUGGUUAAUAAACUCUAUAGUAAUCAGGGAAUUAAACUGGCAUCUUGAGGGAAUAAGCUUAGAAUGAUGAAAUUUCGGUGACCUUUGUGAUGGGGCGUUGCUGGUCUAAUGGAUACAGACCGUUAGAUGAGUAAAAUAGUCUUGGUCCGAAACAGUUUGUGGAAGUACCAACUGAAUAAUGUUGCACACGAUACAGAAAUACACAUAUUUUUGGAUUGAAGAUGAACUACUUGGAAAAUGAAUUAUUUCUCAUUUUGAUUAAUGACUUCCAUUUCAGAAAGAUUGCUGGUUAAGAAAACUUGAGAUACAUGGAUGUUGCAUUACUGUACCACCUUUGUAGACUAAUGUUUCUUUUUUUAUGAGAUAGACAUGCCUCAAGAAAUGUCUGCUUCCUGUCUUCGGUAGCAUCAAUGUAUCAGUUAAAGGACUGAGAUGGAGGAAGUGUUUCCAGUGGAGCCUAACACACUGAACCACAUAUCCUUUUGGCUGAUCUGAGCAUGGUGACAUCCUGUCAACUCCGUUGUUACCUUCAGUGGGCCAUGGGGUUCCUGUUCCACACCUACCCCAAUGGUAUCAGAAUGUCUUCCAGACUUCUUAGGGAUAAAAACCAUUAGAAAACAAGACUAGCAUCUGUCAAAUGGGGCUCCCUCUCCAUUUCUUUCUGCAUAGCUUUCCUUUGGGGGGAGAAGAAAAAGAGAAUAGCAUGAAAAGUGCAAAAUGUUUCAAGUUCCUGUUCAAAAUCUUGAUAAUAUUAGGAAGGCUCGAAAAAAGGUGAAGGGCAUUCUUGUGGAUUUUGGGCUUGACAGCUGCAGGGAAUUGUUGAAGAAUCUUAAAAGUUUUGACCCAGGUGAAAAACACUUUUGUAACACUUCAUGGAGUGAUGUCUCUCUUUGGGAGUCAGUGGGCAAAAGGAAGAGAUACAGAACAAAGCCGUACUGCUGUAGCUUAUGCAAGUUCUCAUCAAAAUUGCUUACUUCAUUCAAGAAUCACUUGCACCGCUACCAUGAGGAUGAAAUGGACCAAGAGCUGGUGGUUCCUUGCCCAAAAUGUGCAUUUGCUUCUGACCCAAAAAUAGUGGGAAAACAUAUCCGGAUGUUUCAUUCGUCUAAUAAAAGAAUACAGAACUACACAGUCAGCAUUGUGGAUGGCAUGAAACAAUUCAGGAGUGACAUAAUAAACUUUACAUGUCUAAAAUGCCACUUCACAGACACACUGUAUUACAAUAUGAAGAAACAUGUGCUGAUGAACCAUUUCGAGAACUUAAUUAGUACGUAUUUUGGCCUGAAACCUGAUGGAAGUAAAGGGGAUUCUGCCGAGCUCUACUGUAAAAAAUGUAAUGCUUCUGCAAACAGUGAAGAUUCUUUAAUGUAUCAUGUCUUGACAGCUGAAACACACAGAGACCUGGAGAACAAACUUCGGUCUCUGAUUUCAGAGCAUAUUAAGAAACCAGAAAUUGUGAAACAAAUGCAAAUUGCUCCAAAGCCUCCCCAAAGUAUGGCGGUGACUUCUCUGUCUGCAGCACCUGCCACUUCCACAGCAGGUUCUGUAUCAGUUCCAUCUUGCAUCCAGCUUGCGUUUCCACAGAAUAAUCAAACCCAGAGUGGGAUGCAGCCACAUGUCAUUCAAAACACAGUUGGAUCACUGACUGUUCCAAGUGCCUCUGGUAGCUUUCCACGUACAACUUCUGCUCCAGUUGUUACCCCCCCACAUGUUGCUCUUGUAUCUAAUAAUCUUUUUGUAGGUCAAAAUAACAUGAAUAUUCAGCCGUCACCUUCCCAGCCUAUCAUUGUUUCCCAUACGCUCCCCCUUAAUCAGCCUGUGGGGACUGUGGCCCCUUCAGUUCUUCCUCUUAAUCAGUCUGUCAGGCCUGGGAUCUUCCGUGUUAAUCAAACCAUUGGUACCAUAAAUGGUCCGCUUGCAACUGGAGCAUUACCUGUUACUCAGCCUGUCAGCCCUGUGAAUCAACCAGUUGCACCAGGAGUUAUCUCUGUCAAUCAGUCGUUUGGGAAUGUGAAUAGACCCAUUAGUCCCAGGGUCCUUCCUGUGGCACAGACAGUUGCUUCGGGUGUUCUCCAGCUUAACCAGCCUGUUGCUUCUAGACUUGUUCCUGUUGGGCAGAAUGUCCGAUCUGAUUUUUUUCAACUUAAUCAGCCUGUUGCCCCAGCAGUUAUCCCAGUAAAUCAUCCAGUUCAAGCAGCAGUUUCUCAGAAUACAGCUAUUUUGACUCCAGGUUCUAUACUUCGGCAGUUGAUUCCAACUGGUAAGCAGGUUAAUGGGAUACCUAUGUACACGCUUUCCCCAGUUUCAGUUACUUUGCCUGUACCUCCUGGUGGGGGAGUAGCAACUGUUACACCGCCACAAGUGCCCUUCCACCUAAUGCAGGCUGGGACAAUAACUCAGUUGUCCCAGUCACCAGCUAGUGUACCCUCUCCUCCAGUGGUAUUUACAUCUCAGAAUAUAUCAUUUCAAGCCUCCCUUCUUGGUCUUGGAACAAGUCAGGAAACCAAACAGGCUAAGCAGUGGAAGACUUGCCCUGUUUGCAGUGAACUUUUCCCAUCAAAUGUCUACCAGGUGCACAUGGAGGUGGCCCACAAACAGUGUGAACCAAAAGUGGACAGAACCCCAGCACCUGACAAACUUGCAGCUUGUGCGCCCUUUCUGAGGUGGAUGACAGAAAAGACGGUCCGGUGUUUCUCUUGUAAGUCUUUUCUGUGUGAGGAAGAGCUCAUGAAACAUCUCUUGAUGCAUGGCUUAGCUUGCUUGUUUUGCACAGUUACUUUCCAUGACUUAAAAAGCCUGGUAGAGCACAAUAAGACAACACACAACGGGAAAAAGCAGUUACAUGCAGAUUAUAGCAACAGAGGAUUUCAACUAGGUAAUGAUGCUCAGGGUGACCUUAUAUUUCCUCACUUUGAUUUCAGUACAGUGUUACCAAAAGAAGACAUUGGUGAAAGAGAAGUACAUUUGGCUGUGCUUGCUGGACUAAAUUCAAGGACACUUGUCCCAGUUUACAUCAAAGUGACAGCUCAGACAGCAGAAACGAAGGGCAGAUGCAUGAGAAAAGUGUUAACCUGUCCCUUUUGCUAUGGUACGUUUGCUGGUAAAGAAACCUAUGAAAAGCAUUUGGAAGAGCGGCAUCAUAUAAUGCCAACUGUACAUACUAUUUUAAAGACUCCUGCUUUCAAGUGCAUUCACUGUUGUGGUGUGUACACUGGAAAUAUGACUCUAGCAGCUAUCGCUGUACAUUUGCUCCGUUGUAGAAGUGCUCCCAAAGACAGCAACUCAAGUGUGAAGAUGCAGCUUGAGCGUACUGAGAAGAAAGAGCUACUGCUUGUAAAUGGUGAAAAGCAUGAUCCUAUGACGCUGAAAAGAAAACAGUCGGAUUCCUGCUUUGUUGCAGAAGACCAAAGGAAUAGGGAACAGCAGCCUCUGAGCUUAAGUACUGGCAUAGCUCUGUCUCCAGAAAAAGAAGUGAAUUCAGGGGUAGUGCCUUUUAAAAGACAGAAGAUUAGUAACAGGUCUGAUAUGAAGAAGCUUCCUUCUAGUGAGGAUCUUUGCCUUCUAGCAGUAGAUCCUACGCAGCAUGAUCACAGUUCGUAUGAGGCUCAAAAGCAGUUUUUGACAGACUACUUUCACAAGAGGCCAUAUCCUUCUAAGAAAGAGAUGGAAUUACUUUCCUCACUGCUGUGUGCAUGGAAAAUUGAUGUUGCAUCAUUCUUUGGAAAAAAGAGGAAUAUAUGCUUAAAGGCGAUGAAUAAUCGCAAACCAUCUGUGCUGCUGGGUUUCAGUAUGUCUGAACUAAAAAAUCUUAAGCACAGUUUGAACCUAAAAGAUGAAGCAUUAGAUAUGUAAACAAGCUUUUUAUAACAGCUAAAAGGAACCCAUCAUUGCAUCAUUAUUGAUUUAGCCGUUUAUUGUAUUAAUUUGUUUUGACUUGCAGACUGGCCUGUUGAAGGGUGCAGUAGUACAAACAGUCUUGUUCAGUUGUGACUUACUGUGAAAGGCACACGUAGUUGUGUAUUUGAAAAGCUAAAACCUUCAGACUUGCACAUCUGGAAUUUGUUUUAGCUUUGUACUUUUUCUGGAGUAGGUUUUUUUUUUCUUUUCCCGUUUCCUUUUUUUGCCUCCAGGCUCCCGUUAACACUUUUUAUACCACCAUGUAAAACAUCUGUCCUGUUGAAAACAAAUUUUAUUUUAUUUUUCUGCAAUGUCGUUGUCUUUUCUAAACAAUAAAAUGUACAAUGUUGGUUAAUAUACUGAGGUAAACUACGUGAAAAAACAUAUAUUUCAUUAUUUGUGAGUUUAAGUCCUAAUUUUUUUAACCUAUUUUUGUUUUAGCUACUGAAGAAGUGAUUGUAACCUUUACGUCCAUUGCCUUUUCAAAUUCCUGUUGCACUGGUAGCAAUAAAAUAGAUGGCAAUCUU